Molecule: messenger RNA, 974 nt
Organism: Pecten maximus
Lineage: Eukaryota; Metazoa; Mollusca; Bivalvia; Pectinida; Pectinidae
Product: lithostathine-1-beta-like
Exons: 4
Coding region: 139-909 (256 amino acids)
Source: RefSeq, a predicted model, not a curated record
AGAUGUGAUAUGCCUUCCCUUGAAAAAAAUAUUGAAGUUUUUUCCUGAAUUGUCGGUGGUGAAGGAUCUCCGUAGACUUGACUUUAUCUAACACUGUCGAGUUACACAGUUAUCACACCUGAGACGUACCCCCACGAGAUGCAGGUCCUAUGUAAAGCUGCCACCUUUCUCCUAGCCACCAUCAUUCUACUCACAGGUGGAGCUGAGAGUAGUCUGUCCUCCUGUCCGUCCUCCCUGACUCGGAAUAACUAUCUAAAAGAGUACAAAGAGUAUUGUCUACAAUUUGUACACGGCGAGAAAACCUGGGACGAUGCUAGGGCAGACUGUAACAAACAUGGCGGAGAUCUCGUUCAGGUCGUCGAUCAAGAUUUCCAGAACUUUGUCGUUACUACACUGAGAGACGUUUUAAACUGGGACAGACACGGCGUCUGGAUUGGUGCCACUGACCAUGACGUGGAAAAGAAGUGGAUGUGGGUCACAGGCCAGGAAUUGACUUGGUCCUUUUGGCAACCUGGAGAGGGUCCACAUCACACUGGGGGAUUCCUGUUCGUCCCCAGUAACGAGGCCGAGGACUGUGCCCAGAUCCGUCUGGACGACGCCCUAGGGAGGUGGCACGACUAUCGCUGUAGUGGAUUAGGAAUUCAUUAUUCCUAUAUCUGUCAGUACUAUAAGGUAGACACGAACUCACAGGCGCCAACAGUACCUCGGAUGACCACGGAAGCUGUGAAACCCCCACAUCCAGUGUCAACCACUGGCAUUGACGGAUCCACGGGACAGCAAAACAUCCACACAGCGGACUAUUUCAAUACGAUGGAAACCACAGCCAAUAGUGGUUUAUAUAUUUCUACUGAACACUAUGUCGACUCCGACACAACCAGCAUUCAGUAUGAUGAAAAGUCUGAGGAUUAAAAUCCAUGAUUUCUUUCGAAUAAAAAUGUAAUGAUAAAACAUCAUUAAAAGCGUGCAUGGUUUAA